Metarhizium robertsii ARSEF 23 is the source of this 1869-nucleotide messenger RNA. RefSeq names its product non-ribosomal peptide synthetase. Gene Ontology annotation, cellular component: cytoplasm. Gene Ontology annotation, molecular function: phosphopantetheine binding. Gene Ontology annotation, biological process: amino acid activation for nonribosomal peptide biosynthetic process; secondary metabolite biosynthetic process. The record is from RefSeq and is a predicted model, not a curated record. NCBI's taxonomy places the organism in Eukaryota, Fungi, Ascomycota, Sordariomycetes, Hypocreales, Clavicipitaceae. The coding region runs from base 1 to 1869 and encodes 622 amino acids. The transcript is spliced from 5 exons.
AUGCAAGCACGCCCAAGAAGUCCCGGAUAUGGCGCGCGCGUAUCUGAAUUGGCUUCAACUUCAACUUCACCGCGCUCAAAAGGGCGCCAUUUCUCCGUCAGCGCCGGCUUAGAGACAGAGUCUGUACAGUUCACCACGCUGACAUCCGCAUUUUAUGCCCAGGCCAGGGUCCUCUGGUCCUCAGGGAUUGCGGUAUGUGACCUCUCUGGCGACAGCGGAGGAGAGGGACUUACAUAUCGAGAUCUCGCCGAACGAGUUCAGGCGCUUUCGCAUCGCUUGCAUAUAGAGCGCAUCAAAAAGGGGCAAAGGAUACCUUUGGUUGCAAAACGGGGACUACAAUCAGUUACCGGCAUUUUGGCAAUACUCUCUUGCGGUGCCCAAUUUGUCCCCGUCGAUUAUGAGAUCCAGUCGGAUGACUAUCUUAGGAGAGUCGUCGAGUGGUCGGGUCAGAGAAUUGUCCUCAGUACUUCCUUGGGGUCCGACAUUGUCCUGGAGCGGGUAUUUCCCAGCGAUACUCACAUGAGUCCGAUUCGAAUUGUGAGAGUUCAUUCAGAGAUUAAGACCCGAGAUUUGGAUCGCGACUCUGCAAUGCAUAACCUAGCUACCCCCGACGACCCAGGCGCUCCAUGGGACGGUUCUGUGGCAGCAAAAGAAGUUCACAUCAAGCACAGAAAUAUGGUCAACCUUGUCUGUCUAGGGUCCGGAGAUCUUGGUGUUUACCCUGGUGCGAAGGUGGGACAAACUCUAAGCAUAUCCUCUGACAUUGCUGUCUGGGAGAUAUUUGGAUGUCUUUGCAACGGAGGAACGCUGAUAGAAGUGCUCAUCACCACACCCACAUUGUUAUCCAGGUACGAACCGGAGCAACUACCCGAGUUGAAAGUGCUAGCAACAGCCGGAGAGGCCAUUUCGGAUUAUUUAGCCGAUAAAUGGGCUGCCUGUGUUCCGGCCGUUUGGAAGUGCUACGGAUUCUCGGAAACUACUAUUGUAUGUGCCUUGUCGCUUCACCACAUAACCAAUGGUUUAGGUUCCCGCCGCUGUGGAUUCGGGCUAUUCUCAUCGGGGUGUCCCGUCCUCAGCGGUCGUGAUGGGGUGGGCUCUGUUGGGUACCCUAUUCCCAAUUUAUUUCUGUACGUGCUCGACGAUAACGGGCGAAAGCGGGCAAUCGGAUAUCCCGGCCGAAUAUGGGUCGGCGGUCGAGGUGUCUCUGACCAAUACAUUAGCUACGGCCGCCAUUCCUACGUUACCAACCCUUUUAGGGAUGAUGGGUCGACCAUGUACCGGACCGAAGAUUGUGGCAUAUGCCACGAAGACGGCAGCAUUGAAUUACUUCCGCCAGUGCCCAGCGCCGACUACGCUAGGUCUAGGCAUGAGCUGUCUGCAGUGGAGCUCCAAAGACUAACAUCAGCCUGGUCAUGCACAGCAGGGACGACCCAGAUAGCGGUGUUGGCAUGCGGCUUACAGAUGCACUUUUUCAGAGUUCAACAGCAUAUCGAAGACGUGAAUCAAGAAGAGUGGAGGUGCUCCAAGAGCAUGGACGAGCAUCUGAAGAUUCUUCAGCAAAGGGGGCAAAUGCCUGCGGCGGCCUACAUUGACCCCAAGCAGUUUCACACGUUAGCAGAAAUCCCGGUUGGACCUGAUGGAAAGCUUGACCGCGGAAAACUCCUUAGAGAGGUCAUACGUCAUGAGACGCGGAGCCCUCCCGGAGUAAUUGGGUCCAUGGUCGAUAUACCGUCGUCAGCGACAUUGCCGAAGUCUGUGAUUGUGACGGCGCCUGUCUCACGGCGACGAAAACGGGAACCUCGAGCCGCGGUCCAAGGCUUGCUUGCAAAACCGGCGGAGCUAUUUCGGAACCUCAAGGGUUCUGGAUGA